Alternaria burnsii is the source of this 1767-nucleotide messenger RNA. RefSeq names its product alpha beta-hydrolase. Bases 1 to 1767 code for a protein of 588 amino acids. The record is from RefSeq and is a predicted model, not a curated record. Gene Ontology annotation, cellular component: fungal-type vacuole. Gene Ontology annotation, biological process: proteolysis. Gene Ontology annotation, molecular function: serine-type carboxypeptidase activity. NCBI's taxonomy places the organism in Eukaryota, Fungi, Ascomycota, Dothideomycetes, Pleosporales, Pleosporaceae. The transcript has 5 exons.
AUGCUUACCAAGUCAGUAGCAACGCCUUUGUUGGCGCUCUCAAGUCUCACCUUGCAAGUUGCUGCUGUUUCUCACAGGCAAUGGAGCAAGCGGAGCGAUCACUUAUACCUACCGAAAGAGACUAGCGACUACAAGACCGCUACCGCUCCGAACAAUGUCACCAUUCGUUACAAGAACCCGGGCAUCUGUGAGACUACUCCAGGCGUGGACAGCUACUCUGGAUAUGUCGAUCUGACACCUGAUGUCCAUGUAUUCUUCUGGUUCUUCGAGUCCCGCAACAACCCUGCAUCCGACCCAUUCACUCUAUGGUUGAACGGAGGGCCUGGCUCAGAUUCGCUCAUCGGUCUGUUCGAGGAGAAUGGACCUUGCAUGAUCGAUGACAACCUCACAGCAGUAUACAAUCCUUACAGCUGGAACAAUGUCUCCAACAUGCUGUAUAUCUCGCAGCCUGUCGGGACAGGUUUCAGCUACCAGAAGCAGGGUGUAGGAAGUUUCAAUUCGUUCUCUGAAGACUUUCAUUACAACUCUAGCGAAUGGCCUGCUACGGGAAGAUGGCCCCUGUUGGAACCGCUGAACACCGGCACAAUUGACACUACUGACCUUGCUGCAGUUGCCGUAUGGCACGUCUUCCAGGCACUUUUGGCUACCGUUCCAAAAUUCGAUGCGAAGAUCGGAGACUUGAAUGCUGCAAGAGACUUCAACCUCUUCACUGAGUCAUACGGUGGACAUUAUGGCCCAGCCUUCUUCAGCUACUUUUACAACCAGAACUUGAAGAUUGAGAACGGCAGCAUGCCUGGCUACCCGCUUAACUUCAACUCUCUCGGCAUAAUCAACGGUAUCAUCGACGAGUCCAUUCAGGCUGAACACUACCCGGAAUUUGCCGUUAACAACACGUACGGCAUUAAGGCGUACAACGAUACUGUCUACUCGUACGCCAAGUUCGCGAACAAUAUGUACAACGGCUGUCUCUACCAGAUCGAUCUUUGCCGAGCCGCUGCCGAAGGCAAUACCACUUACUACCACGCUGAUGCAAAGAUCACGGAGGCAGAGUUGACACCUGGUGAGAUGCAGAUUUGCAACGAAGCGGCAGAUAUGUGCCGUGACAACGUCGAAUCUCCCUACUACUACUAUUCUGGUCGUGGAGUCUAUGAUAUUCGACACACUUAUGAAGACCCAACACCACCUUCUAACUACCCCGGCUAUCUCAACCUAGGAGAAGUACAGGAUGCUCUCGGUGUUACACUCAACUACUCUGGUAGCAAUGGUAUCUACUACGCGUUUCAGAACACGGGAGACUUCAUCUACCCGAACUUCAGGCUUGAUCUGGAGUACCUGCUCAGCCAGGAUGUGCGCGUCAGCCUGGCGUAUGGCGAUGCUGACUACAUCUGCAAUUGGUUCGGUGGUGAAGCCAUCAGUCUAGCAAUGGAAUACACACAUAGCGAUGAGUUCCGUGCCGCGGGCUACGAAGCCAUGGUUGUAGAUGGCACAGAGUACGGCGAGGUACGCCAGUACGGCAAUUUCAGCUUCGCGCGCGUCUACGAGUCGGGCCAUGAGGUUCCUUACUACCAGCCUGUUGCCGCAUUGGCUUACUUCAACCGUACCCUCUACCACUAUGACAUCGCAACAGGCGAGGAGAAGGUUACUGCUAAUUUGACCACGUCUGGUCCGGCGAACGCAACGCACACGAACUCGUUUGUCCCGAUCACGUCGUCCUACAUUCAGGCUUUUCCCUCGCCCAUUUACCCUGCGACCACGUCGGUAUAUUAA